CCGGCGCAGGCGCAGUGUGGGGCCACGCCGAGCGCGGGAAGCGUCCGGCGCCGGCGCUCGCCCCUCCUUGCCAUUCCUCAGCUGUGGAGGUCCGGUCCUCUGGAUAAGUAAAGGAAAAAAUGCCUGCCACACAGAAGCCCAUGAGAUAUGGACACACAGAGGGACACACAGAUGUCUGUUUUGAUGAUUCUGGGAGCUGUAUUGUAACUUGUGGAAGUGAUGGUGAUGUGAGGAUUUGGGAAGACUUGGAUGAUGAUGACCCAAAGUCCAUUAAUGUUGGAGAAAAAGCAUAUUCAUGUGCUUUAAAGAAUGGAAAAUUGGUCACUGCAGUAUCUAACAAUACUAUUCAAGUGCACACGUUUCCUGAAGGAGUUCCGGAUGGAAUAUUGACUCGCUUCACCACAAAUGCAAACCAUGUGGUCUUUAAUGGAGAUGGUACAAAAAUUGCUGCUGGAUCUAGUGACUUUCUAGUCAAAAUUGUGGAUGUGAUGGAUUGCAGCCAACAGAAAACAUUUCGAGGACAUGAUGCCCCUGUUUUAAGUCUUUCCUUUGACCCUAAGGACAUCUUUCUGGCAUCAGCUAGUUGUGACGGAUCUGUCAAAGUGUGGCAAAUUUCAGAUCAGACAUGUCCUAUUAGUUGGCCAGUGCUACAAAAAUGCAAUGAUGUGGUAAAUGCAAAAUCAAUCUGCAGACUUGCUUGGCAGCCAAAAAGUGGGAAGUUACUGGCAGUUCCUGUGGACAAAUCUGUUAAGUUAUACAGAAGAGAAACUUGGAGUAACCAGUUUGAUCUUUCAGAUAAUUUCAUCUCUCAGACACUGAAUAUAGUAACCUGGUCUCCUUGUGGACAGUAUUUAGCUGCAGGGAGUAUUAAUGGUUUAAUUAUAAUUUGGAAUGUGGAAACCAAAAAUUGCAUCGAAAGGGUGAAACAUGAGAAAGGUUAUGCAAUUUGUGGCCUGUCAUGGCAUCCUACUUGUGGCCAAAUAGCUUAUACUGAUGCAGAAGGAAAUCUGGGACUCCUGGAGAAUGUUUGUGACCCCAAUGGAAAGAUGUCAAACAGUAAGGUGUCUAGCAGAGUAGAGAAGGAUUAUAAUGAUCUUUUUGAUGGAGAUGAUACAAGUAAUGUCGGUGACUGUCUAAAUGACAAUGCAGUCAAAACCCACUCUUUUUCAAAAGGAAUUGUAAAUGAUGAGGAAGAUGAUGAUGACGUUAUGCUGGCUUCAGGUCGUCCUAGACAGCGAAGUCACAUCCUUGAAGAUGAUGAAAACUCAGUUGAUGUUACAAUGCUAAAAAUUGGUUCUAGUCUUUUCAAAGAAGAGGAAGAUGAUCAGGGAGGCAGCAUGCACAGUCUACCAGUUGUAACAUCCCAGAGGCCAUUUUAUGAUGGUCCUAUGCCAACUCCCCGGCAAAAGCCAUUCCAGUCAGGUUCUACACCCUUGCAUCUCACUCACAGAUUCAUGGUGUGGAACUCUAUUGGAAUUAUUCGCUGCUAUAAUGAUGAGCAAGACAAUGCCAUAGAUGUGGAAUUCCAUGAUACCUCUAUACACCAUGCAACACACUUAUCAAACACUUUGAAUUACACAGUAGCAGAUCUUUCCCAUGAAGCUGUUUUGUUGGCAUGUGAAAGCACUGAUGAACUAGCAAGCAAGCUUCACUGCCUGCAUCUUAGUUCUUGGGAUUCAAGCAAAGAGUGGAUAGUAGACAUGCCUCCAAAUGAAGAUAUUGAAGCCAUCUGUCUUGGUCAGGGAUGGGCUGCUGCUGCCACUAGCUCCUUGCUUCUUCGCUUGUUUACCAUUGGAGGUGUUCAAAAAGAGGUCUUCAGUCUCCCUGGGCCUAUUGUGUCAAUGGCUGGACAUGGAGAACAGCUUGUCAUUGUUUAUCACAGAGGUACAGGAUUUGAUGGGGAUCAGUGCCUUGGAGUUCAACUGCUAGAGCUAGGGAAGAAGAAAAAACAAAUUUUGCAUGGUGAUCCUCUUCCUCUUACAAGGAAAUCCUACCUUGUAUGGGUUGGAUUUUCAGCUGAAGGUACCCCAUGUUAUGUGGAUUCAGAAGGCAUUGUUCGAAUGCUUAACAGAGGACUUGGUAAUACAUGGACUCCUGUAUGUAACACAAGAGAACACUGUAAAGGAAAAUCUGAUCACUACUGGGUGGUUGGUAUCCAUGAAAAUCCCCAGCAACUGAGGUGUAUUCCUUGCAAAGGUUCUCGAUUUCCUCCCACUCUUCCACGCCCUGCUGUAGCUGUUUUGUCCUUUAAGCUUCCUUACUGUCAGACUGCCACAGAGAAAGGACAGAUGGAGGAACAGUAUUGGCGUUCAGUUAUAUUUCACAACCACCUUGAUUAUUUAGCAAAAAAUGGUUAUGAAUAUGAAGAGAGCACUAAAAAUCAAGCAACAAAAGAACAACAGGAACUUUUAAUGAAAAUGCUUGCGCUUUCCUGUAAACUGGAGCGGGAAUUUCGUUGUGUGGAACUUGCUGGUCUAAUGACUCAAAAUGCUGUGAAUUUAGCCAUUAAGUAUGCUUCUCGUUCUCGGAGAUUAAUAUUGGCCCAAAGACUUAGUGACCUGGCUGUAGAGAAGGCAGCAGAAUUGGCAGCCACCCAAGCUGAGGAAGAGGAAGAGGAAGAAGAGGAUUUCAGGAAAAAGUUGAAUGCUGGUUAUAGUAAUACUUCUACAGAGUGGAGUCAGCCAAGGCUCAGAAAUCAAGUUGAAGAAGAUACAGAGGAUAAUGGAGAAGCUGAUGAUACAGAAGAAAGACCAAAAAUACACAAACAUGGAGAAAACCCAUUUUUCAAAAGUACAGAUUCCUCUGAUAUGCCAGCUAUUAAGUCAGGUGCAGUUACCUCUAGCAGCCAAGGACGAAUAAACCCCUUCAAGGUAUCAGGCAAUUUCAAAGAGCCAGCCAUUUCAGUGAAUUCAGGACGUUCAACUAAUAUUUUAGACAGUAUGAACAAAUCAUCCAAGAAAUCUACUGCACUUAAUCGAGCUACAGAUAAUGAAAAGUCUCCAGUUAUAAAGCCCUUGAUUCCAAAGCCAAAAUCUAAGCAGGCAUCUGCAGCAUCCUUUUUCCAGAAAAGAACUUCCCAAGCUGAUAGGACUGAGGAAGUAAAAGAAGAAAAUCCUAAAAAUUCAUCAUCUGAAACCCCAGCUGUGUGUCCUCAAAACACUGAAAACCAAAGGCCUAAGACCGGGUUCCAGAUGUGGCUGGAAGAAAACAGAAGUAAUAUUUUGUCUGACAAUCCUGACUUUUCAGAUGAAGCAGACAUAAUAAAAGAAGGAAUGGUUCGAUUUAAAGUACUGUCAGCUGAAGAAAGGAAGGCAUGGGCUGCCAAGGCCAAAGGAGGAACUGCAAGUGAUGGAGCUGAAGAAAAGAAGCGAAAACGUGUGGUUGAUGAAAGUCAGGAAACUGAAAACCAGGAAGAAAAAAUGAAGAAUUUGAAUUUACCUAAAAAGCAAAAACCUUUAGAUCUUUCUGCGAAUCAGAAACUGUCAGCUUUUGCAUUUAAGCAGGAAUAGAGUAAGGAGGUAAAUUUAGAACUUAGGAAAGUAAUGGAUUUUUGAUGAAUCUAGACCUUUAAAAAAAUCUGUAGGAAAAAAAAAAAAAAAAAAAAUCUGUAGGAAACUCUGUAAGUAUUUUUAAAAGAGUUUAAAGAUUGCUGUUUGUCUUUAUAAGAUAAUUCAGUAAUUAUAUUGGUAUAGGUAGCGGGGCAUCUGUAAAAACUAUCAUCUCUGCAGAUUGCUCUGCCCCCAAAUGGAGGGCUGUUCAGAAGCAUGACCAUGGCCACUGACUGGUGGCCACUGUCAUGUCCCUUUGCAAGCUGGAUUGAUCUUGUUUCUUACCUUCAAAAUCAUCAAAGCCAAGGUUUUAAAACCUCUGAGCAUUGAAGCACCUUCUAGAGUGUUCCUUGAUUGGUAACUAUCAUAUAUUGGCAAGUACCACAGAAGUCCUCUUCCAAAAUGUGUUACUAUAGACCGCUCUUAUGUCUAUACUGGACCCAGGGGACCAUAUUUUUUUUCACAUGGACCCUAAACAUGUAAAUAAUUUUGUAGAUGAGACCUUUGUUUUGGAAAUUUCUUCAUAUAUUAAUUUUAUCUGUUUGUAUUGCCUGUUUUUUAAAAAUAAAACUUUUACAUUUUUAUAUUUAGCUUAAUAUGGCCUUCACAUUGUAUUUCCAUGAAAUGGAAGUGUUCCUAGAAAAUAUAUUUUAUGUUUAUUACCAUAAUUUUCACUACCCCCUUCUUGUUUUUGUUGUUCAGUCAUUAAGUCACGUCCAACUCUGCGACCCCAAGGACUGCAGCACACCAAUCUCCUUUGUCCUCCACUAUCUCCCAAAGUUUGCUCAAAUUCAUGUCCAGAGGAUGAGAUGCUGUCUAACCAUCUCAUCAUCUGUCAUCCCCUUCUCCUCCUGCCUUCAAUCUUUCCCAACAUCAGGGUCUUUUCCAGUGAGUUGGCUCUUCGCAUCAGGUGGCCAAAGUAUUGGAGCUUCAGCUUCAGCAGCACUCCUCCCAAUGAAUAUUCAGGGUUGAUUUCUUUUAGACUUGACUGGUUUGAUCUCAUUGUAGUCCAAGGGAUUCCCAGGAGUCUUCUCCAGCACCAUAGUUUGAAAGCGUCAACUCUUUGGUGUUCAGCCUUCCGUAUGGCGCAGCUUUCACCUCCAUACAUGACUACUGGAAAAACCAUAGCUUUGACUAUACCAACCUUUGUCAGCAAAGUGAUGUCUCUGCUUUUUAAUAUGUUGUCUAGGUUUGUCAUAGCUUUUCUUUCAAGGAGCAAGCAUCUUUUAAUUUCUUGGUUGCACCCAUGGUUCGGAGUGAUUUUUGAGCCCAAGAAAAAAAAUCUGUCACUGCUUCCACUUUUCCCCUUUGUAUUUGCUAUGAAGUGAUGGGACCAGAUGCUAUGAUCUUAGUUUUUUGAAUAUUGAGUUUUAAGCCAGCUUUUUCACUCUCCUCUUUCACCCUCAUCUAGAGACUCUUUAGUUCCUCUUCACUUUCUGCCGUUAGAGUGGUAUCAUUGGCAAAUCUGAGGUUGUUGAUAUUUCUCCUGGCAAGCUUGAUUUCAGUUGGUGAUUCAUUCAGUCUGACAUUUUGCAUGAUGUACUCUGCAUAGAAGUUAAAUAAGCAGCAUGACAACAUACAGCUUUGUUGUACUCAUCUCCCAAUUUUGAACCAGUCAGUUGUUCCACGUAAGGUUCUAACUGUUGCUUCUUAACCCACAUACUGGCUUCUCAGGAGACAGGUAAGGUGGUCUGGUACUCCCUCUCUUUAAGAAUUUUUCCACAGUUGGUUGUGCUCCACAUAGUCAGGGCUUUAAUGUAGUCAGUAAGGCAGAAGUAGAUGUUUUUAUGGAACUCCCCAGCUUUCUCUGUGAUAUAACGAAUGUUGGCAAGCAAUUUGAUCUUUGGUUCCUCUGCCUUUCCUGAACCUAGCUUAUACAUCUAGAAGUUCUCAGUUCACAUACUGCUGAAACCCAUCUUGAAGGAUUUUGAGCAUAACUGUGCUAGUGUGUGAAAUGAGUGCAAUUUGGUCGGUAUUGCCUUUCUUUGGGAUUGAAAUGAAAACUGACCUUUUCCAGUUCUGUGGCCACUGCUGGGUUUUCCAUAUUUGUGGACAUUGAGUACAGCCCUUGUAGGAUUUUAAAUAGCUCAGCUGGAAUUCCAUCACCUCCACACUAGCUUUGUUCAUAGUAAUGUUUCUUAAGGCUCACUUGACUUCACACUCUAGGAUAUCCCACUAUAGGUGAGUGACCACACCAUUGUGGUUAUCUUUUUGGCACAGUUCUUCUGUGUAUUCUUGCCACCUCUGGAUCUCUUUUGCUUCUGUAAGGUUCUUCCCGUUUCUGUCCUUUAUCAUGUCCAUCCUUGCAUGAAAUGUUCCCUUGUUAUCUCCAGUUUUCUUGAAGAGAUCUCUAGUCUUUCCCAUUCUAUUGUUUUCCUGUAUUUCUUUGCAUUGUUCAUUUAAGAACGACUUCUUAUCUCUCCUUGCUAUUCUCUGGAAGAACUCUGCAUUCAGUUAGGUAUAUCUUCCCUUUCUCUCUUGCCUUUGGCGUCUCUUCUUUGCUCAGCUAUUUGUAAAUCCUCUUCAGACAACCACUUUGCUUUCUUGCAUUUCUUUUUCUUUGGGAUGGUUUUGGUCACUGCCUCCUGUAUGGUGUUACAACGUGAAGUGAAAGUGAAGUCGCUCAGUCGUGUCCAACUCUUUGCAACCCCAUGGACUGUAGCCUACCAGGUUCCUCCAUCCAUGGGAUUUUCCAGGCAAGAAUACUGGAGUGGGUUGCCAUUUCCUUCUCCAGGAGAUCUUCCCAACCGAGGGAUUGAACCCGGGUCUCCCGCAUUGUAGACAGGUGCUUUACCGUCUGAGCCACCAGGGAAGCUCAUUUGUAAGUGUUACAAACCUCCAUCCAUAGUACUUCAGGCACUCUGUUUACCAAAUCGAAUCCCUUGAAUCUGUCCAUCACCUCCACUGUAUAAAUCAUAAAGGAUUUGAUCUAGGUCAUACCUGAAUGGCUAGUGGGUUUCCCUACUUUCUUCAAUUUGAGCCUGAAUUUUGCAGUGAGGUGCUCAGGAUCUGAGCCAUAGUCAGCUCCAGGUCUUGUUUUCGCUGUGUAGAGCCUCUCCAUCUUUGGCUGCAAAGAAUAUGAAAGAAAGUGAAAGUGUUAGUCUCUCAGUCGUGUCUGACUUUUUGCGACCCUGUGGACUGUAUUAGCCCACCAAGCUUCUCUGUCCAUGGAAUUCUCCAGGUUGGAGUGGGUUGCCAUUUCCUUCUCCAGGGGAUCUUGCCAACCCAGGGAAUCUAGCCCAGGUCUCCCACAUUGCAGACAGUUUCUUUACCAUCUGAGCCACCUAAUUUCAGUAUUGACCAUCUGGUGAUAUCUGUGUAGAGUCGUCUCUUGGGUUAUUGGAAAAGAGUGCUAUGACCAGCAUGUUCUCUUGACAAAACUCUGUUAGCCCUUGCUGUGCUUCAUUUUGUACUCCAACGCCAAAGUUGCCUGUUAUUCUGGGUAUCUCUUGAUUUCCUACUUUUGCAUCCCUAUCCCCUAUAAUGAAAAUAACAUUUUUUUGGUGUUAGUUCUAGAAGGUCUUGUAGGUUUUCAUACAACUGGUCAACUUCAGCUCCUUUGGACACCUUCUGACCUGGGGGACUUAUCUUCUGGUGUCACAUCUUUUUGCCUUUUCAUACUGUCCAUGAGGUUCUUGUGGCAAGAAUACUGGAGUGGGUUGCCAUUUCCUCCUCCUGGAGACCAUGUUUUGUCAGAACUUUUCACUGUGACCUGUCUGUCUUGGGUAGCCCUGUACAACAUGGCUCAUAGCUUCAUUGAAUUAUGCCAGCCCCUUCACCCUCAUCCUGUUACACAUUAAACACACAGAGGUAUUGAAGAUACUAUUUGAUAAUAUUGAAGCCCAGCAUAUGCUCCUGGUAAAUUACUCUGGUUAUCAGCAUCAGCAGUGCUUUAUUGAGCAAAUCUUUGAAGCCUUGAUAAGAAAGUAAUUGAAGAAUGAGGAAGUGUUUAACUCCUCUUUUGUUUUGAACAAGAUUUAAUUAAGUAGUUCAUACAUUUUUUUUUGGUUAGUAUUCUAAGCAGGGCUUAAUACAAAUGAGCCACUUUAUGAGGGACAGUACAGGGGAACUCUGGGGUAGGAGGAUAGUAAUAAAACCAAGUGAUUGAAAAUUGAGGGUAUUUAUAGGUUGGAAGGGACAAACUUAUGUUGAAAUUUUAGAUGUAUAGUAGCCACAGGAUGGUCCUUGUCUCAUGAUUAAGGUUGGGACAGAGCAUUUCUGAUUUCUUUAUUUAGGAGCUGGUAUUGAGAGGCAUUGCAACACAGAGGUUAGGAGCACAGAUUUCAAAGCCAAACAGAAUACCUGAGUUCAAAGGCUCACUGUAAUUCCUACCAGCUAAAAAACCUUGGGCAAGUCGUAGCCUUUGUCCAUUCGUCUGUAAAAUGGGUAUAUUAAUAAUACAUAAUUUAAAGGUUGUUAAGAGAAUUAAACAAGGUAAAAGCACUUACCUGGUACAUUGUAGUGUUUUAUAUACGUAUCAGCUAUUGUUACUAUGUUGUUGGCUAGUUAAUCUUGCUUUGUCAUUAAGUUUGAUUAUGAGUUAAUUAUGUAUGAAUUAAUGUUGGUUUCAAGAUGCUGAAGUAAAAAUUUUUUAUGUUACUUUGGAAA
Molecule: messenger RNA, 8156 nt
Organism: Dama dama (fallow deer)
Lineage: Eukaryota; Metazoa; Chordata; Mammalia; Artiodactyla; Cervidae
Gene: WDHD1
Product: WD repeat and HMG-box DNA binding protein 1
Exons: 26
Coding region: 120-3509 (1129 amino acids)
Biological process (GO): mitotic cell cycle; DNA repair; DNA-templated DNA replication
Cellular component (GO): nuclear replication fork
Molecular function (GO): protein binding; chromatin binding
Source: RefSeq, a predicted model, not a curated record